Messenger RNA from Malassezia restricta, 1539 nucleotides. RefSeq names its product oxidoreductase, short chain dehydrogenase reductase family. The record is from RefSeq and is a predicted model, not a curated record. Lineage: Eukaryota; Fungi; Basidiomycota; Malasseziomycetes; Malasseziales; Malasseziaceae. The transcript has a single exon. Bases 1 to 1539 code for a protein of 512 amino acids.
AUGCGCGAGGUGGACGAAGCGGUAUUUUUCUCAAGUCAGUGUGUCGAACGUACCCGCUUCUGGAUGGCCUCCGAAAGAGCCGACUGCUUUUUCGGCGCGAUGCGCUUGCCUACCUUGGGUUUGGCCUGCGUGGACGACUUGCCUUUGGCAGGUGUCGGCCGCUUGAGCGGCUUGAAGCCUUGGGUCAUGGCGGCGCCAGGGACAAAUGGGCCCAAAACUCGCCACCUUUUUUUUUGGCCACGCUUCUCCACUCACUUCGGCAUGUUCCACCUGCUCCAGGCAGGCCUGGAGCGCGUGCUGGCGCCGGAUCACUACGGCACACUGAUCGGGGGCUUUGUGUUGCUGCUCCUAAUACAUACAUGGGCGAAGGGCCCGUCGCUCCUUGCGCGCGAAGAGCGGCUUGAGGCGCAGGAGCAACGAGCCCAUGAGCGCCAUCCGGACGCACAGCCGUCAACCCCGCCGCGUCUGCGGGACAUGGCGGGGCGCGUAGUGUUGAUUGGCACGGGGGGCAUGACGCCGAUCGGUGUGGUGGUGAUUGCCAUGCUUGCGAACCAAGGCGCACAUGUUGUUGUACUUGUGCCGGACUUGGCCGCUGACGAUGUCGUCCAGAUGAUCCUGCUGCUGCGUGAAAGCACACGGAACGAGAAUAUCUUUGCCGAGUCGUGCGAUAUAGCUGACAUGCACUCGAUUUCCUCGUUCUCACAGCGCUGGUUCGAGGGCAAGCGCACGUAUGGACUGGCUGGCACGCCCACGUCCGAAACGCAUCGACUCGACGCCGUGGUCUUUCUGCCCACGCAGCAGGGCACGACGCCCAUCGGCGUUUCGCGGGACGAGUCCUAUACGUACCAUGUGCUGGGCCCCUUCCAUCUGCUUUCGACACUGCUCCCGAGUCUGCAGCGGCAGCCACCGAGUCGCGACGUGCGCAUCGUCAGUGCGAUUAGCCCAUGGUACGCCGCGGGUCUAGGCCGCUUUGGCACGAUUCAGCAGCCCUACACCAAGCCGAUAUUUGAGCCAUGGACGUUCCUGGGAGCAUCGGCCAUGCAUGAGCUCAUCCUCGCGCGCGAAUGGCAGCGCAAGCUGGACGCCAUGGCCGCGUCCGAUGCACGCCCCCCGACUAAGCUCCCUGGCAUCGACGACCAGGUGCCCCGCCUGCCCCGCAGUCAUAUCUCUUCCGUGCUGGUGUGCCCUGGCUUUGAUCUCGCAUCACAGCUCUCUGCCUUCUUUUCUACAGCACAAGUGUCUUCGACGGCCCACGCCAUCGCUCUAUGGGUGGUGUGGCUUCUCGUGUAUCCUCUCCUUUGGGUCGUCGGUCGUCCGACGCACAUGGCAGCCGAAGCUGUGGUCUGGGCCAUCUGCACGCGUCUGGCCAAAGAGUCGAGCACAGGCGGCAUACGACCCGGCCAGCUGUACCGCGAAGGCCGUCUUCUCGUGCCGGAAGAGCCUCGCUCCUGCCGUGGCGCAAGCGGCGCAGCCGCCCUGUGGACCUCGACGGAGGCGGCCGUUCAGGCGCGACUCACAGCCGCACCAAAGACACACUAG